CCCAGUUCAUGAGGGAUUUGGUUCUGGUAGAGAGAGGUGGUCGUGCGGGGGCGGGUGUGUCUGCCAUUGUGCGGAAAAGGAUUCAUCUGUUCGUGCGUGGCUGAAAUCCCUGCGAACACUUGGCAGGAGUUUUGCAUUUCGGUUGAGUAAUCGGCGUAAUCGACUGCGAGCACAUCAAGCGGCAUGGGUUCGGAGAAGAAAGUGUUCUCGUUGAAGGAGGUGCAGCAGCACACCGGGGACCCUGAUAUCUGGAUGAUCAUCCACAAUCGUGUGUACGAUGUCACCAAGUUCAUGGACGAGCACCCGGGCGGCGAGGAGGUGCUGCGGGACAUGGCCGGCAAGGAGGCCACCGAGAACUUCGAGGACGUCGGCCACUCCACCGAUGCCCGCGAGAUGAUGAAGGAGUUCGAGAUCGGCGAGCUGGCUGAGGCGGACCAGAAGACCACGAAGCCGAGCACGCUCACCUGGUCCGGCCCGGAGAGCUCCGGUGCCGGCCUGGUGACGUGGCUGCUGCCGCUGGGCGCGGUGCUGCUGGCGGCUCUGCUGUACCGGUACUACGGGGCGUAAGCACCGCCCGCCGACCGCGGCGCCGCCGCACGCAGCGCAGCCCUGCAGCGGGGCAGGCCGCCGGCGGGGAGGAGAGGCGCCGGACGCUGGCGCCGCCGCCGGUCCGGGACGUCGCUGGCUCGCGGCGGGAGAGAGGCGCCCGGGCGAGCACUGCAUUCCUGCGAGCGCUGUGGUGUAGCGCGGUUGCGGGGCAGAAGGCGCUAGUCGAUGUCGUGGCUGCUGGGUGAAUUAAGAAGGUGCAAUCGAAGGACCAGGCCUGAACUGCUCUCGUGGAGCCGGUGCUUUGUAUGACACCACGCACGCACACCCGCACCGUGGCAAAUAUUUUUUCCAGUGUCGGCACUGUGGGAUAUCUGUGACGCGUUCGUGUUUGUACAUGCAUGAGUGUGGAAAACGACAAUAAACAAACUCAAUGUGCGCCGCGCGCUCC
Molecule: messenger RNA, 997 nt
Organism: Pollicipes pollicipes
Lineage: Eukaryota; Metazoa; Arthropoda; Thecostraca; Pollicipedomorpha; Pollicipedidae
Product: cytochrome b5
Exons: 5
Coding region: 184-567 (127 amino acids)
Cellular component (GO): intracellular membrane-bounded organelle; membrane
Molecular function (GO): heme binding
Source: RefSeq, a predicted model, not a curated record